UCCAUUUAAAUAAAAAAGAGAAGUUGACAUUGAGAGGCACUUGUACUAAAAUACCUUAAAGCAGCCUCAGUUUGUGCCCUCAUAUGGAAGUCCUGAUUAGGCUCAGAGUGAGAUGUACCUCCGUAUAUUGAGUAUCAUUUCAGCUGGUGAAGAUCGGCCGCGUUUAAAGAAUGUUUUUGGCGCAUUUCCUUGACUUCAAAAUAACAGGAAGCUGCUUGUUUUUUUCUGUCGGCGGACAGAAAUCCGGCUCGGAGCUGACGUCUCCCCCUUUAUGCGCCGGGACGCGGAGGCUGUGCGCAUCACGCAUCUGUGUUUGGAUCGUCGUGGGAUAAGUGGGACGAUGCUUUAUUUUAUUUUUGUUGCAGUGGGCGGAUUGGUCUGUGGUCGCAUCCGGAACUGAAGAUAUGAAGGACAACUGAUUCUGCUCAGGGUUUUUUUUGUUUUUUAUUUUGGCCCGUCCGCUUCAAGGACGCGCUCAUGCGUUUUUUUUUUGUCUGGCUAUUCAAAGCUGAGCCGCAACAAAAAAAAACGCUGUCGGGGUUCAGAAAAAGCCUACAUUUGAAUCACGAUUGGACGUUUUGCGUCGCAUGGCGUAGGUUGCUGGAAGGAUGUGAGCUGACAAGGAGAUCUCCGCUUUCUCGCUCCGCAGCCUCCUCACACACACACACACACACACACACUGCCCCUCAUGAUGCCCAGGGCUUUACGGAGGCUGGUCCAUUUGAUGCUGUUCUGCCCUGUGUCCAAAGGCCUGCAGAGUCGUCUCCCGGCCAUCAAGGUGAAGUAUCUCCUCCUGGCCUGGCUGGGCAUCCUCAUCGUCAGCUGGAUCGUCUACAUGCAGUAUGCCUCCUACGCUGAGCUCUGCCGCGGGCAUGUUUGCCUAAUGGUCAUUCUGACGUGCGUCUUUUUCUCGUUCAUCCAGUGUGAUCACUACAAGAGGGGAAUAAUAUCAGGCUCGUCCUGCAAGGCAUUGUGUGACCAGAAAACACUGACCCUGCACCACUGCAUGUCUACCUCCCCGACAAAUCAGGUUUACAUUGGACUGUGGAAAGACAGGCCUGUGGUGGUAAAAUGUGGCAUUGAGGAGCAGGCGAGCUCAGGCAGAGCUCCAGAAUCCGUGCUGCGACAGGAGAUGAGUUUGUUUGACAAGCCCACGCGUGGAACCUCUAUGGAUGAAUUUAAAGAGAUGCUCCACAGCUUCCUGAAGGACGGCAAAGUGUCUCUGGCGGAGGCCAAGUCCAUCUGGGCUCUCCUCCACAUCAACGAGUUCCUCCUGAUGGUGGCCCUGCACGAGAAGGAGCACGCCCCCAAGCUGCUGGGCUUCUGCGGGGACCUGUACGUGACGGAGCGCGUGGGCCACGGCUCCCUCUACACCCUGGAGGUGCCCAUCUACCUGAGGGCGGUGGUCCCCGAGGCCCUGAGCUCCGGCCUGAACCACUGGCUGGCCCCGGCGUGGCCCCGGCGGGCCCGCAUCACCAUCGGCCUGCUGGAGUUCGUGGAGGAGGUCUUCCACGGCUCGUACGGGAGCUUCCUCAUAUGCGACGCCAGCCCCCACCGCGUGGGCUACAACGCCAAGUACGACUGCAAGAUGGCCGACCUGCGCGGCGUGGCCUCGGAGGCGGCGGUGCGGGCCUUCUUAAAGGGCCGGCGCUGCGAGACCAACGCCGACUGCACCUACGGCCGGGACUGCACGGCCACGUGCGACCGGCUGGUCAAGCAGUGCAACACCGAGGUCGUGCAGCCCAACCUGGCCAAGGUGUGCGUGCUGCUGCAGGACUUCCUGCUCUUCGGGGCGCCCGCGGACCUGCGCGGGGACCUGGAGAAGCAGCUGCGCACGUGCGUGACCCUCAGCGGCCUGGCCAGCCAGAUGGAGGUCCACCACUCGCUAGUUCUGAACAAUCUGAAGACGUUGCUGUGGAAGAAAAUCUCAAACACCCAGUACUCCUGA
Messenger RNA from Menidia menidia (Atlantic silverside), 1948 nucleotides. The record is from the annotation of a GenBank genome assembly. Lineage: Eukaryota; Metazoa; Chordata; Actinopteri; Atheriniformes; Atherinopsidae.